Molecule: messenger RNA, 2967 nt
Organism: Panthera uncia (snow leopard)
Lineage: Eukaryota; Metazoa; Chordata; Mammalia; Carnivora; Felidae
Gene: NREP
Product: neuronal regeneration related protein
Exons: 4
Coding region: 1145-1351 (68 amino acids)
Biological process (GO): regulation of neuron differentiation; regulation of transforming growth factor beta receptor signaling pathway; axon regeneration
Cellular component (GO): nucleus; cytoplasm
Source: RefSeq, a predicted model, not a curated record
CGGGAGCGCUGCUUUCUCUUUUGUGUCGGUUUCUUGCCAUUGCUCUUAGCUGGACCCUUCAACCCUGCAGAGUUCAUGCUUCUUCCCUCUAAAUUUUAAAGAGCUGAAGCGUGUACCUUGAAGAAAUUCUGGCAUUUUGGUCCUGGUGCAUUAAGGCUGGAAUUUAACUUGAGCUUUUUUUUUUUUUUUUUUAAUGCACAAGUUAAGAGGGAGAAUUCUUUUGGGAAGGGGUGGGGUUUUUUGCUUGUUGGUAUGGUUAAUUUUUGUUCUUCUUGCUCAUAUAGCAUUCUUAGGGACUGGUUUGUUUCUUUGCAUUAGAUGCACUUUGGUGCAUGCACCCCCACCCCCUUUAUUAAAUGAAUUUGUAUCCCUCCAUCCAUACACUUUAUUACUCUCUCAGCGCUGCUGCCGCCGCCAAGGGUCUUCUCAGGCAUUCGAUCUUGCAACACUUUUUCUGCAUUUUCUUAUAAAGCAGUUGAACUUUGGGGGAGGGAGGGUUUAAAAAUACAUGACUGCUUUUUGCUGGAUGAUGAUGAUAACAAUCUGAUUUGCAUUUAUGUGUAUCUAUAAUAACAUUAUAGGAAAACUCUAAGAGCUUAUGAUACCCUGUUGGAGAACUUUUAGUUUUUCCAUUCAUCUUAAUUUUUGCCAUAACUUAUGUUAACAAAAGAACCGUGUUCUGACGACAUAAAGGUGGAGAGGAAAAUCACUGCAGCAUGUACAUUAAUGUUUAUUUGGUAUAAAGAGAAGGGCAUAAUGGUGUGUAUUCCUGACUCCCCCCCCCCCCGGUGUUUUUUUUUUUUUUUUUUUUUUUUUUUUUUAAGACACGGAAGGUUAUGUAAUGCAGUGCCAUUUCCAAAAAUACCCACUCUGAGGCAUUACACUACACGGUGGAAGGCUGAUUCCUAUUCUGCUGUCUUGAUUGCAAAUAUACUGCCAGUAGUAUGUCUGGGAACAAAGAGCAGCCAGAAAACAAUCUAUUUUUAUCGCUUGGUUCUACUUUUAAGUUACUAAACCUUUUGAACUCCCGCAAUUUAAAGAGGAACCAAACACUAAGAAUAGCCCAGGACUCUGCAGAGCCAGGUUGAUCUCCCUGGACUGAAGAGAGGGAGGGUGCAAGGCCAAGACUGUUACGAUUCUCAAAAUGGUUUAUUACCCAGAGCUCUCUGUCUGGGUCAGUCAAGAACCAUUUCCAAAUAAGGAAAUGGAGGGAAGGCUUCCUAAGGGAAGCCUUCCUGUCCCCAAGGAGGUGAACCGCAAGAAGGAUGACAAGAUUGAGGCUGCCUCCCUGACUCCACUUGGCAGCAGUGAACUCCACUCCCCAGGCAUCAGUUACCUCCACUCUUUUUAAUCGUUAACACCUCCAUUUGUAUUACAUAUGGUGUAUGGGUAUUGAUGAGGUCAUGGUAUCAUAUAUGGGAUUUUUUUCUGUGUAAAUCAUCAAGUAUAAGAAGAAACUAUGGGACUCUGAGCCUUGCUUUAGAGAAUUUACAGUGGACAAAUAGGUAUCAUCAAACCAGUUUUUAAUCAUUCUGACUCAAGUGAAAACGCUCAGAAUUUCACACUGUGAAUCCACGUUUACAACCCUUACAGGUGGGCCUUCAGGCCUGGUUCUCGAUGACGAUGUCUUCCACAACUCAGACUCCCUCUGCUGUCACACAACCGGUCCACUCCUGCCUUUUCACUCACACAGCUCCCUACUGCUUCUUGCAGAGGCUGAGAGUCCCCAUUUUUUUUUUUCAUUUAGAUGUAACAAGCCUAGUAGUUUAUGUUCAUCAAUUGUCUGUAUAUCUCUAUAUUUUAUCCAUGUACUCUUUUGAUGUAUAGAAGUAGUUUGAAACUCAUUGUUUCCUUGUGGUAAGUGACCGAGAUGCUGCCACAGGACCUGAGACACUGAUGAAUGGUGCUAUUUUGGACUUUCAACAUGCUCCUUGGCGAGGUAGCUCUGACGGAGUUAUAUUUUAUUUCCAUGUUCUAAGAAGGUGUUGGUACUCUGUUUCCCUGAAUGUUGUUCUCUAGACCGGAUUGACUUGUUUUCCUCGUGUCUUCAGUGUGGCUUUCUUCUUCAGCGUGGUAGGUUGGCGAAUGCUACCAGAGAGAGUAAGAGACUCACGUCUCAUUGGCUGGCGCUCAUGGACAUGCAGUCAGUGGAGCGGGAGCAAUCACAAAACUGUAACUUACUUACCAAAUCUCUUCUUUCCGGUAGCCUCGCCUGCCUAGCUUAGAGAAAGACAAGCAAUAAUUUGACAGGCAUUUUUAGGUGUCUCUUUUGGUUCUUUUUGUUUGAAAGGAUAUGGGGGGGGGGGUGGGGAAGGGCAAACUUUUAAAAUACAUGCCCUCCAGAAAAAAAUCCAAAACACUGACAUCUGAGUAGGUAUAUGCAAAUUACACCGUUCCCAAAAGUCAAGUUGGAAAACCUAUCUAUAAAAAAAUUUUUUUUAAAAAGGCAGAGCACCCUUUUCCGGCAGUUUUGAGAAGCAAGGUGUAGAUUUUACAUUUUUGUCCUUGCUCCCAAUGAAAUGGAUAAACAAAAAUAAAAUCAGACAAUACCAUCUUCUCAUGGAUUGUUGUUGUGUUAGCCAGUCUGAAAGCCCACCUUAAUUUUUAUAUAACCGUCUUGUAGCUCUUCCUUUGACAAGGCAGGCUCUGUCCCGCCCUGUCAUGCUUCUGACUGUUAACACAGAUGAUGCAUGUAACUUCUUCUUUCUCUUCUUGCUCCCCCACUGGCCUGAGUUUCUUGUGCAUUUUCUUCCUCCCUCCUUUGUUAGAAUAGGUAUAUCAGCUGUGUAAAUAGAGCAAGAAAACAGUAUUCUGCAUCUGUGGCAUUUAUGUAGAGUUGCAGUUGUGCGCUGCUGAAAAUGCAGGCUUUUGUAACAAUGUGAUCUUUACUGAUGCACUCACAAGUACCCAGUGUAUUUUAGCUAUUUUAGUAGUCUUUGUUCAAUAAAUAUGCAAGCUGUAAGGUAA